Solea senegalensis (Senegalese sole) is the source of this 4339-nucleotide messenger RNA. RefSeq names its product teneurin-3-like. NCBI's taxonomy places the organism in Eukaryota, Metazoa, Chordata, Actinopteri, Pleuronectiformes, Soleidae. Gene Ontology annotation, molecular function: protein heterodimerization activity; cell adhesion molecule binding; protein homodimerization activity. The record is from RefSeq and is a predicted model, not a curated record. Gene Ontology annotation, biological process: signal transduction; neuron development; heterophilic cell-cell adhesion. The coding region runs from base 851 to 4339 and encodes 1162 amino acids. Gene Ontology annotation, cellular component: membrane; neuron projection. The transcript has 22 exons.
ACUCGCUGUCUGACCCCUCGGGGACACAUUCCUGCAUACAGAGGAAAAGCAGAGGCGCUGAUAGGCAGAGCAGUGGCGACGCUGAGGGAAGGAAGCGGCGGGAUGCGCAGUUUAUCAGCUGACAAGUGCGGCUCGGACAAAAGAGCAGCUGAGCGGCUGCUGAGCCUCCGCAUCCUUUAAGCGCGUGACUUUUCUGUGACAAAACACUCACUCGCGCACACGCACAUCCCGCAGAGGGGGAAGCAUGUUAUCAUCAGUGGUGUUUUCCUCCUGGAAGAAGACAACUGUAGCCUACUGCUGUUGGAAGUAUCCUGUGUGAGAGAGGAGGAGGAGAGGAAGAGGAAGAGGAGCCGCUGACUGGGAAGGAGACACGUUUUCCCCUUGUUUCCACACGGAGCUGGAAGCUGCAGCUCUCUGUCCACGACUGUUGCUCAACUGAGGGCUUUAGUGACACAUGCGUGUGUGACAGUGUGUCCAGCUGCACGUGCGGUGAUUGUCAGAGAGGAAGACGCGCGCGCUCUCCUGCUGCCCCGCUGCUGCUGCAGCAGCCUCCCGCAAGUUUGGACUAAAAAAACCACGCACCGCUGGAAGUUUAUGUGUCGCUGAGAGGCUUCGAACAGGUAGAGUGGGUGGAGGACUGAAUGGACUGAAGAAGUGACCCGCAAAGGUUCAGAAGAGGGGAGGGGAGUUUCAGGAGAAGGGAGUCGGUACAAGACAAGGAUUCACAACCAGAGGAGGAGGAGAAAGAAGUGGGUUGGAAGGGGGGGGAAAAAAAUAAUCCACUAGCGAGUGUCUUAGGAGAGCAACGGUGGUGAAGGGGAGGGAGGUGGAUACCCAGCAUGCGGGCAGCAUGGAACGGGUGAGGGAGCAGCGGCCUUUCUGCUCGCUGUCCAAGAACCAGAGAGACAGAGAGAGGGACUACGAGAGAGACCGGGACCGGGAGCGCCGCUACACUGCCUCCUCGACUGAGCAGGAGGAGGGAUCGUGCCGUGUGCCCACUCAGAAAUCCUACAGCUCCAGCGAGACGCUCCAGGCCUUUGACCAUGACCCGACGCGAAUGCUGUUUGGAGGCCGAGUCAAGGAGAUGGUGCACAAGGAAAGUGCAGAGUACAGCAGGCCAGGGCAGACAUUUUCACUGAGGCAGCUCGGGAUAUGUGAGCCCUCGUCUCGCAGAGGCCUGGCGCUGUGCCCUGAAACGGGCCUCUCUCACCCACUCAGCAGCUACUCCAGAGGACCGCUCGCCACCGAAAACCAUGAACCUGUAUCACCGGAACGUACCAUGACUCUUUGGGGAACGGGGGCCAAGUCUGGGCAGAAUUCAUGCCUCUCCAGCCGCUCUAACUCGGCGCUCACGCUCACUGACACGGAAAUGGACAAUAAAUCGGACAAUGAGAUGGGUGAUCAUCUGUCGAGUCCACAAGGCCCGCCACCGCUCCCGCCAGCCCCGCCCCCACACAAGCAGCAUCCGUCCAUCACGUCCUUGAGCCGCAGCUCACUGGCCAAUCAGAGGAUCCCGAGCCCGCCGCCCACAGCCGGCCUGGCGGCCGACUUGCAGAGUACGGCAGAAUGCGUCCAGCUGCAGGACAGCUGGGUCCUGGGCAGCAAUGUGGCCCUGGAGAGCAGGCACUUUCUUUUUAAAACGGGCACAGGGACGACACCUUUCUUCGGUGCAGCAGCCCCUGGUUACACCAUGGCAACAGGGACCGUCUACUCCACUCCAGCACGCCCUCUGCCCAGGAACAGCCUGUCCAGAGGGGCUUUCAAGUUCAAGAAGUCACCCAAACAUUGCUCCUGGAAGUGCACCGCCCUGAUUGCUGUGGGCAUAGCUGUGGUACUGUCCAUCAUUCUCUGCUACUGCAUAGCAAUGCACCUUUUCGGCCUCAACUGGCAGCUCCAAGAGUUGGACAACCAGCUGGCUUUUGAAAAUGGAGGAAUUGGGAAGAUGGGGCCCACUCAGUCGAGCACGGUGACAGCUCUGGCUGCUGAUGGAAGAACCCCGAUGCUUCAUCAGGAGAACAACUCCAUCGAUACGGGACAGGUCGACGUUGGGAAGAGGGUGGGCCAGAGCGUCCCACCGGGUGUGUUCUGGCGUUCUCAGCUCAACAUGGACCAACCGCGUUUUCUCAAGUUCAACAUCUCGGUACAGAAGAACGCACUGAUUGGAGUUUAUGGGCGCAAGGGUCUCGCUCCGUCUCACACUCAGUACGACUUUGUGGAGCUGUUGGACGGCAGCCGACUCAUCGCCAAGGAGCACAGGAGUCUGACCGAACCGGAGACGAGGGCGCGGCUGGAUCAUCCGGUCACCGUCCACCAAGCCGGAUUCAUCCAGUACCUAGAUUCGGGCGUGUGGCACCUGGCUUUUUAUAACGACGGGCGCAGCGUGGAGGCGGUGUCCUAUAACACCAUCAUACAAGAAUCUGUCAUGGAGUGCACUCACAACUGUUACGGAAAUGGAGAGUGUGUCGCGGGAUCCUGUCACUGCUUCCCAGGAUUCAUCGGGCCAUACUGUUCCAGAGCCUCCUGUCCAGUGCUUUGCAGCGGUAAUGGCCAGUACACCAGGGGGCGCUGUCAGUGCUACAGUGGCUGGAAGGGCACCGAGUGUGACGUCCCCGCCUCCCAGUGUAUCGAUCCACAGUGUGGGGGACAUGGACUCUGUGUAGCGGGCAACUGUGUGUGCAACACUGGCCACAAAGGAACCAACUGUGAACAAGUGGACUGCAUGGACCCGGCAUGCUCCGGGCACGGCGCCUGUCACCACGGUGAGUGUCACUGUAACCCAGGCUGGGGCGGGAUCAACUGCGAGAUCCUGAAGAGCACUUGUCCCGAGCAGUGCUCCAGUCACGGCACGUUCAGCACCGACUCUGGAACCUGCGUCUGCGAGGCCAACUGGACGGGAGCCGACUGCUCCAUAGAGGUGUGUGUGGUGGACUGUGGUCCCCACGGCUCAUGCAUCAGCGGCAUGUGUCAGUGUGAGGAAGGCUGGACAGGACCAGAAUGUGAGCAGAGGGACUGUCACCCACGCUGCAUCGACCACGGAAUCUGCCGAGAGGGCAAGUGUGACUGUCACCAAGGCUGGACGGGUGAACACUGCACCAUCGCCCUGGAUUCCAGAGUAUCAGGAGCAGUCAAGAUAGGAUAUAAAGACGGCUGCCCCGGACUGUGCAACAACAACGGGAGGUGCGUCCUGGAUCAGAAUGUGUGGCACUGCAUCUGCCAGUCAGGCUGGCGAGGGCUGGGAUGCGAUGUCGCCACAGAAACGCUCUGCUCAGACGGCAAAGAUAACGAGGGAGAUGGACUCGUCGAUUGCAUGGAUCCAGACUGCUGCACUCAAAUGUCCUGCCAGGGUCAGACCUACUGUCGCGGCUCACCUGACCCCACUGCCAUCGCAGGCCAGGGCCAGAGUUCGGCCGCCCAGCUCACGUCGAAGAGCUUUUAUGACCGUGUCAGUUUUUUGAUUGGUCCCAGCGGCAGUCACGUGAUACCCUGGGAUAAUCCGUUCAACAGCAGCCUGGCAUCCGUCAUCCGGGGUCAGGUCCUCACGGGAGAUGGGACGCCGCUGAUUGGAGUCAACGUGUCGUUCCUGCACUACCGGCAGUACGGCUACACGGUCACGCGGCAAGACGGCAUGUUUGACCUCUUGGCCAAUGGCGGCGCUUCUCUGACGCUGAGUUAUGAGCGCGCCCCGUUCCCCACGCUGUACCGCACCGUGUGGCUGCCCUGGAACGUCUUCCACGUGAUGGACACGGUGGUGAUGAAGCGGGAAGAGAACGAGAUCCCCAGCUGCUACCUGACCGGCUUGCUCAGACCCAACCCCAUUAUUGUGGCCACGCCCCUCUCCACGUUGUACAAGACCUCCCCCGAGGACAGUCCCAUCAUCCCUGAAACGCAGGUCCUUCAUGAGCAAGUGGCCAUACCAGGCAGCGACCUCAACCUGGUCUACCUGAGCUCCAGGGCAGCUGGCUACAAGCCCAUCCUCAAGGUGCUCCUGACCCCGGACCGUCUGCCCUUCGGCCUGAUGAAGGUGCACCUGAUGGUGGCCGUCAUGGGCCGUCAGUUCCAGAAGUCUUUCCCUGCUUUCCCUGACCUCUCCUACACCUUCAUCUGGGAUAAAACAGACGCCUACAACCAGAAGGUCUUUGGCCUGGCAGAGGCGAUGGUGUCGGUGGGGUACGAAUACGAGUCCUGCCUUGAUGUGGUGCUCUGGGAGAAGAGGACGGUGAUGUUGCAGGGCUUUGAACUGGAUGCCUCCAACAUGGGAGGAUGGAUGUUAGACAAACACCACAUACUGGAUAUCCAGAACGACACCGACUCCAGAUCCUCUCUGCCUCUUUUUGACUGA